Molecule: messenger RNA, 2018 nt
Organism: Salarias fasciatus (jewelled blenny)
Lineage: Eukaryota; Metazoa; Chordata; Actinopteri; Blenniiformes; Blenniidae
Gene: rangap1b
Product: Ran GTPase activating protein 1b
Exons: 16
Coding region: 29-1762 (577 amino acids)
Biological process (GO): signal transduction; activation of GTPase activity; nucleocytoplasmic transport
Cellular component (GO): nucleus; perinuclear region of cytoplasm; cytosol
Molecular function (GO): small GTPase binding; GTPase activator activity
Source: RefSeq, a predicted model, not a curated record
GCCGGCGUGCCGCGCGGAAGAAGUCAACAUGGCCUCGGAUGACAUUUCUCAGCUGGCUGAUGCUCUGUCCAAGACUCACGUCGGGGAUGGAGAAUUGAGCUAUAAAGGCAUGGGACUUAAGCUUGACAAUGCAGAGUCAGUGGAAGAACUGGUGUGUGAAAUCAAACAGUACCAAGGUUUGAGGGCUUUGUGUCUGGAAGGUAACACUGUGGGAGUUGAGGCAGCCCAAGCCAUUGCCAAAGCUCUGGAGAGCAAAGACCAGCUGCAGAGAUGCUAUUGGAGUGACAUGUUCACUGGACGAUUGCGCUCCGAAAUCCCAAUAGCCCUGCGCUUUCUGGGCAGUGCAUUGAUGAGUGCUGGAGCCCGACUCACUGAGCUGGACCUGAGCGAUAACGCCUUCGGGCCCGAUGGCGUCAAGGGAAUCGAGCAGCUGCUGAAGAGCCCCUCCUGCCACACUUUGAGAGAGCUCCGACUCAACAACUGUGGCAUGGGUAUCGGGGGAGGCAAGAUCUUGUCUGAAGCUCUGAUGGAGUGCCACCGACAGUCAUCGGCACUGGGGACUCCUCUCCGCCUCAGAAUAUUUGUAGCAGGGAGGAAUCGCCUGGAAAAUGAAGGCGCGAGCGCCCUGGCUAAGGCCUUUCAGCUGAUGGGCAGCUUGGAGGAGGUCCACAUGCCGCAAAAUGGUAUAAACUACCCUGGAGUGACGGCGCUGGCUUCAGCAAUGCGACAUAACCCUGCACUUCGAGUUCUCAACUUCAAUGACAACACCUUCACCAAAAAGGGAACGCUGGCGAUGGCACAGGCUCUAAGACAUCUCAGAAACGUUCAGGUGAUCAACUUCGGCGACUGUCUGGUGCGUUCUGAGGGAGCCAUCGCUCUCGCUGCGGUCCUGAGAGAAGGCCUGCCGAUCCUGAAGGAACUCAAUCUGUCCUUUGGUGAGAUCACAGAGGCUGCGGCACUUGUCUUAGCUCAGGCUGUCAUGGACAAAUCUCACAUGGAGAAAGUGGAUAUGAAUGGUAAUUGCCUGGGAGAGGAGGGCUGCGAGGCUUUAAGAGAGGCCAUGGAGACCAGAGACAAAGGAGACAUGCUGGCAUCCCUCAGUGACGACGAGGGAGAGCCGGAAGACGAGGAUGAGGACGAUGGCGAUGAUGAUGAAGACGAUGAGGAGGAGGAGGAUGCCACUGGAGGCUCGAAUGACGAGAACGAUGAGUACGGUGAAAUCGUGAAGGAGAAUGGAAGGACAAAACAAGAAGACAGUCCUGUGAAAGCUCAAAGCCCCGCAGAGGUUGUGUCCUUCCUCAACUGCCCGUCUGCAGAGAAGCUGCUCCAGCUGGGAGACAUGAGAGCAGACCUGCAGCAGCAGGUCGACGCGUCCGAGCCGCACGAGGCUGCCGAUGUCUUUCUGAAAGUUGCGUCCUUGUACAGCGAAGAUCCGGAACUAAAGACGGCUGUUCUAGAGAUCACAGAUUCAGUGUUGAAGAAGCUCCUGUCUGGUUCUGCUCUCCAUUCGUACUCGUUCCUCUCCAUACUGCUGGUCAGGAUGGGACUCCUCAAGGGAGAGGGAAAAGUGAAGAAGGCGCCGCUGGCCUCAGGCCAUCUGUUGUGUUUGGAACACGCCGUCCAGCAGGAUUACUUCCCUCAGCACCACGCCUCACUGCUCCACAUCUUCCUGUCCAAGAACGACGAGGCUCUCAAGUCCUGCACCGGCGCCUCAGAGAGUCUGAGCUCCGCUCUGGAGAAGAAGAGCCGCGAGCAUCACUGAUCCCGCCAUCCAGCCGAAGCCAGGACCAACACAGGGACGCGAACACACACUGUUCUCACAUUCUUUCUUUCUUUUUUUUUCUCCCAUCAUCGAAACAAGCAGGGAAGCGUUACACUUGAACAAAAGGACAAGCAAAACCACUGAAAGUUGUAAAUUUUAAGAAGUUGUAGCAAAGGCUGUCCAGAAUGUCUUAAUCUUUAUUUUUUUACUUUUUCUUGUGACUUAUAUUUUUAUAGAAAAUAGAUACAAAUAACAA